AAAAGUAGUUGUCAAAUAUGUAACAGGCUGUUGCAACUUAAAAAAAAGGACCAGAAAAACUAAUUACUGCUUACAUUUAUCGAACAACUUGGUGCAAGCUCUCAAAAUAGCGACCGUUCAGGCUGCCAUCUUGGUCACGCCCCCUCUUGGCGGAACCUUGUUUCGACAUACUUCAGACAGGAAGUAGACGCAUUUUCGCACAUGCGCAGUACCAACCGUGUUUCCGGUACGGAUCGAGUGGUGACAGGAUGUCCAAAUAGGCUCUAUGCAGCGGGGAUUGUGACGUGUUUCCGACUACACUCUCUACUGGGCAAACAGUUUCCGGUUCCGUAUUAGAUCUGACGCGCAAAAGUUAACAACGACAAACAUUCUAGUUAUUCUUAUCUUGGCAGCUGAACUAUGGAGAAAAGGGUUUUCCGAUAUCAAAAGCUAAUGAGACCUAGUUCGGAACAUUGUUGUGUGCCGUCGUGCGCUGUGUCGGCAAGAUACAACUAGACUGUGAGUUUUCAUUCAUUUCCCGUGGAAGAGGAUCUCAGAAAAAAAUGGAUCGUUAAGAUCAGGAGGGAUGACUUCCAAGUCAACAAAAACACAAAGGUGUGUAGCAUUCAUUUCAAACCUGAUGACUUUAUGGAAGGGACUAGACUGAGACGUCUGAAAAAAGGUGCUUUCCCUACACUGUUUGAGUGGAACCGUUACCAAGUGCAGCCGCCGAGGUCGAGUGUUUGGGAACGGCGAGAGAGACCGCUGCCUCCGAUCCUGACUCAGACUUAGAGCAAGAUAUGGACUUUGACGUGGAGAGGACUGGACACGAUUAUUGUUCAGUUCCCGAAGCUGCAGCUGUGGACAUGGUAUUACAUGAAAAUGAGGAGUUGACGAGGGAGAUAGAAGAUCUACGGAAGCAGUUGGACCAGACCAAGAUCAUACUUCGCUUUGGUCUCCAGAGAUUUGCUGGGUCCGAUGAGGACAUACGCUUUUAUACAAGAUUUGCAACCUAUAACCACCUGAUGGCCUUCUGGGAACUGAUUGAACCGGCAAUGCACAGAAUGAUUCGUGUCACCAACUCCAAAGUCACCAAGGAGGCUGGAAACACUCGGGCACUUCCUGCAAUAGACGAGAUCUUCCUGUUCAUGAUGCAUCUUGCUUUGGGCCUCAAGCAAAAGGACCUUGGUCAUCGCUUCCAUGUACAUCAGGCCACUGUGAGCCGCAUCAUAACAACCUGGUCCAACUUCCUGUACUUUGUCCUGGGGUCAGUGUGCAUUUGGAUGCCGAAAGAGAGAGUACGAGCCCAUCUGCCAGAGGAAUUUCAUCUUUUCCGAGACACACAGGUUAUCCUGGAUUGUACUGAGAUCCGCUGCCAAACACCUUCCUCAUUGCUAUUACAAAGUGAGGUUUUUUCAAACUAUAAGUCUCACUGCACAUUCAAGGCUUUAAUAGGAAUGGCACCUCAUGGUGCAAUAACAUUUGUGUCUGGACUCUAUGCAGGGUCUAUAAGUGACAGGGAGUUGUUCAAACAGUCAGGGAUCAUUAACCUUCUUACUCCUGAAAUGGCCAUCAUGGUGGAUAAGGGCUUCUUAAUUGACAGCCUAGUGCCAUGCAAAGUUCACCGGCCUGUUUUCCUGACCAAGGGAAAACAAAUGCUACCUCAUGAAGUGACACACACUCAGUCUGUGGCCAGGCUCAGGGUACAUGUUGAACGUCUUAUCCAUCGAGUGAAGGAGCAUAAGUUGUUUGACACAGUCAUCCCCUUGUCCAUUUCUGGUAGCAUAAACCAACUGUUUACAGUGGCAUGUUUGCUUGUGGACUACCAAUGUGGACCACUUGUCAAGGCAUGGAGCCACUGAGUCUAAAAACCCUCAUCCUUGUUAAUGUGCUAAGGUAAAUGUAAAUAUUGUACAUAUACUUUUGUAAAAACUAUGGAUUUCACACUCUGUUCAUAACUCUGAUCAA
Messenger RNA from Xyrauchen texanus (razorback sucker), 1947 nucleotides. RefSeq lists its product as uncharacterized. The transcript has 2 exons. NCBI's taxonomy places the organism in Eukaryota, Metazoa, Chordata, Actinopteri, Cypriniformes, Catostomidae. The coding region runs from base 780 to 1841 and encodes 353 amino acids. The record is from RefSeq and is a predicted model, not a curated record.